Molecule: messenger RNA, 923 nt
Organism: Solanum stenotomum
Lineage: Eukaryota; Viridiplantae; Streptophyta; Magnoliopsida; Solanales; Solanaceae
Product: dehydration-responsive element-binding protein 3-like
Exons: 1
Coding region: 20-655 (211 amino acids)
Biological process (GO): regulation of DNA-templated transcription
Molecular function (GO): DNA binding; DNA-binding transcription factor activity
Source: RefSeq, a predicted model, not a curated record
UCUUUAUGUUUGCGUAAAGAUGAAUUCAGUAGCAGUUCAAGAUAAUAAUGAAAUUAUUAGUAACAACAAGUCGAUAAAGAGGAAUCGCGAUAGCAGCAAGCAUCCAGUUUUUAGAGGAGUUCGAAUGAGGAAUUGGGGAAAAUGGGUGUCAGAAAUUCGCGAGCCACGUAAGAAAUCACGUAUUUGGCUUGGGACUUUUCCAAAUCCAGAAAUGGCAGCUAGAGCUCAUGACGUGGCAGCGUUAAGCAUAAAAGGUAAUUCAGCUAUACUCAACUUUCCUCAACUAGCCGGUUUGCUUCCUAGACCGGCUACACUUAGCCCGCGUGACAUUCAAGCAGCCGCAGCAAAAGCCGCAGCUAUGGACAAGUUUGAUACUAAUAACAAUAAUAAUAAUGAUAUUGAUAUUGGUAUUACUUCUCCGAAUAAUUCAACUUCAUCUUUAUCAUCGCUGGUAUCUGCAAUAGAUUUGGCGACAUCAGAAGAAUUGACGCAAAUAAUUGAGUUGCCGAGACUAGGAACAUCUUUUUUCGGGGAUGAAUUGAAGAAUGAUUUUGUUUUUGCCGACUGUUCCGCUAUGGAAACAGGUUGGUUAUAUCCUGAAGAUGGGGGAAUGAUUUCUAGCUGUUUUGAGCCUUCUUUGUUAUGGAAUUACUAAUUAUAACUAUUUAAUUAAGUGUCUGGUGGAAUCGGAACUUGUGGAAACCCCCCUGGUCGAACAAGUAAAAAUCUUCUUCAGGAAUUUGUGUGGACUAUGGAUUUUUCUUUUCUUUUUUUGGUGGUUGUAUAAAAGAAUGUUUUAGCCUUUUCUUCAAUUUUUCUGUAGAGGGGCUAAAAAGACUUUUCAUUCCCUUUUUGUGUAACUUUCUGUAUUUCUACUUCUUUUUUAAAUAAAUAAAUCUAACUGUACAGUGUUAGGAAGGGAA